UCUGGCAUAAACAUGCAUGAAACAAUACAUGGCCAUACCCUAGAGUUUAUAUAUAGACCCCCACCCCACGACACAAUUGUAUUUGUUCACUGUAAGCUGUUUCACCCGUCCCGCAUUUAAAGAUAACAUAUUAAUAUUUCAGGAAAAAAGAAAAAAUGAAGAAAUGGGGUGUUUUAUUCUUGGUUAUUUUCUUGAUCCAUGAACAUAACCGUGUUGGAGCGGAAGAUGAAUUUAUCAGAAGAGAAGGAGUGAAUUUCAUGUUAAAUGGCAGUCCAUUUUAUGCCAAUGGAUUUAAUGCCUACUGGUUGAUGUAUAUAGCCUCUGAUCCUUCUCAGAGAAAUAAAAUUUCUUCUGCAUUUCAAGAAGCAGUAAAUCAUGGCCUUACAAUCGCAAGAACUUGGGCUUUUAAAGAUGCUGGAGAUUCACCUUUACAAUACUCUCCUGGCUCAUAUAAUGAACAAAUGUUUCAGGGAUUGGAUUUUGUGAUUUUUGAAGCUAGGAAAUAUGGGAUAAAGCUGACAUUGAGCUUAGUGAACAACUAUGAGGACUAUGGAGGGAAAAAACAGUAUGUGAACUGGGCAAGAAAUCAGGGACAGAAUAUAUCAUCUGACGAUGAUUUCUUUACAAACUCAGUGGUGAAGGAAUAUUAUAAAAACCAUAUAAAAGCUGUGCUCACAAGACAUAACAGCAUCACGGGAAUUGUAUACAAGGAUGACGCCACAGUAAUGGCUUGGGAGCUUAUGAAUGAGCCAAGGUGCGCAACAGAUGCCUCAGGAAGGACCAUACAGGCAUGGAUUUCAGAGAUGGCUUCUUACUUGAAAUCUAUAGACAGUAAACACCUAUUAGAAGCCGGACUUGAAGGGUUUUAUGGACAAUCAGAUUCACACAAACAGCAAAACAAUCCAAAUUUUGAAGUAGGAACAGAUUUCAUAGCAAACAACCAGAUUGUUAACAUAGAUUUUGCAACUGUUCACUCAUAUCCAGAUCAAUGGUUAACCAGACAAAAUGAUGAAGCCCAAAUCUCGUUUUUGAACAAAUGGCUACAGAGUCAUAUCCAAGAUGCACAAAACAUUAUCCAAAAGCCACUUCUUUUUGCUGAGUUCGGAAAAUCGUCAAAAGAUCCUGCUUAUAGUACAUAUCAAAGAGACCUGUUGUUCCAUAAAGUAUAUACAGCAAUAUAUUCGUCAGCUGGAGGAGGUGGCGUGGCAGCAGGCGGCUUAUUUUGGCAACUUCUAACAGAAGGAAUGGACAACUUUAGAGAUGGCUAUGAGAUCAUAUUUAACAAAAGCCCAUCAACGGCCAGCCUGAUUGCAGAGGAAUCACAGAAGUUGAACAAGAUACGGAAGAAGUAUACGAGUUUAAGAAACAUUGAGAAGUAGAAGAAAGCAAGGAGUUGAACUGGUGGAAAUUAGUAAAAUUGAAAUGAGCAGCAAAGCAGAAAAUAUUAGUCCAAAAUCUUAAAAAUCUCAAGAAACACCCUUGACAUAAUUGAGUGGUGAUUGUUCCUAGUAAAUUUGGAGUCGCUAACUGAUGUGGACAUUAGCCUUUUGUAUUAUGGACUUUUGUUUAUGCUUUCUUUAGUGGUUUUGUACUAAUGGGCUGGUCCAAGCACUUAACUUUCAGUUUUUUCAUUUUCUAUACACAUGGCUGGAAGUGAAUCUUUUUGGGGUAGAUGAUGAAUGAAUGAAUUGAUAAUUUGCUUGGUAAUCAA
This is a messenger RNA of Olea europaea var. sylvestris, 1711 nucleotides long. RefSeq names its product mannan endo-1,4-beta-mannosidase 7-like. The record is from RefSeq and is a predicted model, not a curated record. Lineage: Eukaryota; Viridiplantae; Streptophyta; Magnoliopsida; Lamiales; Oleaceae. Gene Ontology annotation, molecular function: hydrolase activity, hydrolyzing O-glycosyl compounds. The transcript is spliced from 5 exons. The coding region runs from base 156 to 1379 and encodes 407 amino acids.